Messenger RNA from Xyrauchen texanus (razorback sucker), 2141 nucleotides. RefSeq names its product frizzled class receptor 2 (gene fzd2). The transcript has a single exon. Gene Ontology annotation, cellular component: plasma membrane. Lineage: Eukaryota; Metazoa; Chordata; Actinopteri; Cypriniformes; Catostomidae. The coding region runs from base 198 to 1850 and encodes 550 amino acids. The record is from RefSeq and is a predicted model, not a curated record. Gene Ontology annotation, biological process: non-canonical Wnt signaling pathway; canonical Wnt signaling pathway. Gene Ontology annotation, molecular function: Wnt-protein binding; Wnt receptor activity.
CAAAGGGGGAAAAGUCAUGCAGUCACUCUUGCGCGCAACAGAUAUUCACCGCAAAGUAUGUGAUUUACUGCAGUUCAUGUGUUAACCGAGAUUUUGUGUUCAAGAUUAGCCUACAAUAUGCCACCGAAAGCACAGUUUGCGUAAUAUUUUAUUCCGUGAACGUGAGGUGUUAGCUGCAGACGGAAUUUUCAAAGACAAUGCAGACGAGCAGAAGUUUGCGUCUCUUUUUGGCACUGACGUUGCCGUGCUGUUUCGUGGCGUCUGGACAAUAUCAAGGAGAUAAAGGACUCGCCGUCCCUGAUCAUGGAUUCUGUCAGCCAAUAACCAUCCCUCUGUGCACAGACAUCGCUUAUAAUCAGACUAUAAUGCCGAACUUGGUCGGACACUAUAACCAAGAGGAUGCGGGUUUGGAGGUCCAUCAGUUUUACCCGCUGGUCAAGGUACAGUGCUCUCCCGAACUCAAGUUCUUCCUGUGCUCCAUGUAUGCACCCGUGUGUACAGUUUUAGAGAAAGCCAUCCCUCCGUGUCGCUCCAUUUGCGAGAGGGCAAAGUACGGUUGCGAGGCCCUCAUGAACAAGUUCGGCUUCCAGUGGCCAGAGCGCCUGAGAUGUGAAAAUUUCCCCGUGUUGGGUGACGGACACAUUUGCGUCGGUCAGAACGACUCCACGGCCACAGUGUCGCCCGUUCGCAUGCCUGUUCCAGGAACACCCGGAGUUCAUCAGUACUCGACGCCGGACAAACCAUUCCGCUGUCCGUCAAUGCUCAAAGUACCGUCCUACCUCAGCUAUAAGUUCUUGGGUGAGUUGGACUGUGGUGCGCCAUGUGAGUCCUCUAAAACGCAGGGCGCCUAUAUGUUCUUCACGGACCAGGAGAUUGAAUUUGCCCGGAUUUGGAUCCUCAUAUGGUCCUCUCUUUGCUGUGCCUCCACGUUAUUUACUGUAACCACAUAUUUAGUGGACAUGCAGCGUUUUAAAUACCCAGAGCGCCCUAUUAUCUUCUUGUCUGGUUGCUAUACCAUGGUCUCCGUUGCAUAUAUUGCUGGCUAUUUCCUUGGGGAUAAAGUUCCGUGCAAUGAGAACUUUUCCCCGGAUGGCUAUAAAACCAUUGUUCAGGGUACAAAAAAGGAAGGGUGUACCAUUCUUUUCAUGAUGCUGUAUUUCUUCAGUAUGGCCUCAUCUAUUUGGUGGGUCAUCCUGUCUCUUACCUGGUUCCUGGCUGCGGGUAUGAAAUGGGGCCAUGAAGCUAUUGAAGCCAAUUCCCAGUACUUUCACCUGGCUGCCUGGGCUGUUCCAGCUGUAAAGACUAUAAGUAUUCUGGCCAUGGGUCAGAUUGAUGGAGACGUGUUAAGUGGUGUCUGCUUUGUGGGCCUGAAUAACCUGGAUCCAUUGAGGGGCUUCGUGCUGGCCCCCCUCUUCAUCUACCUCUUCAUCGGCACCUCUUUCCUCCUCGCUGGCUUUGUGUCGCUCUUUCGCAUUCGCACCAUAAUGAAGCACGACGGCACCAAGACAGAGAAGCUGGAGCGUUUGAUGGUUCGCAUAGGCGUCUUCUCGGUUCUCUACACCGUCCCGGCAACCAUCGUCAUCGCCUGUUUUUUUUACGAGCAAGCCUUUAGACAGCACUGGGAAAGGAGUUGGAUCAGUGCAAACUGUAAGAGCCUGGCCAUUCCCUGCCCCAUGCAGCCAGCUCCACACAUGACUCCCGACUUCACCGUCUUUAUGAUCAAGUACCUCAUGACUCUUAUUGUUGGAAUCACUUCAGGAUUCUGGAUCUGGUCUGGAAAGACGCUGCACUCUUGGAAGAAGUUUUACACACGUUUGACCAGCGGCGGGCAAGGCGAGACCACAGUGUAAAACAGUAGACUGUGAAUUCUUUGCACAUUCUUAAGUAAUAACUGACUUAAUUUCAGAAAUACAAACGGUUAAAAUCUCACAAAUAAAGUGCCUUCAUUUGUCAGUAUUUUGAAAGGAAUUAUGCCUAUAGCCUUGUUUCCAUAAGCACGGAAUGUCAGACCGUAUGAGACUUUUUGGUAAGUUUUUGGACUCAAGUGGAAAGCGAAGUGGUACAUAAGCCACUUGAUUUCUCCAAACAAACGUGGCCAAUUUGAUACCAAGUGCAGAAAUGUUUUCCACCCUAUUCUGUUG